AAGAUGCACGCACAAUCGUGGCAAGACAGGGCUGCGGCCAAGAGGGCCAGCAUCCUAGCCGAAAUCCCGGCCGAAUGGCGUCUGGCUCAGGCGGACAUCGACCGGGCCGAGAAGCAGAGAGUCCUCGUCGGCCCCUUUAUGGAGCAGCUCCUAGACCCCGAGACCGUCUCCAUCGUCAACCAGGACAGCGUUCCCCUGGUCGAGGCCAUCAAGAGUCGCGCCUACACCUCGGAGCAAGUCACGCGCGCCUUCUGCAAGACAGCUGCCGUAGCCCACCAGAUUGACCCGUGCCUCCUGGAGUUUUUCCCCGCGUCGGCCAUCGAGAGGGCCCAGGAGCUGGACCGGUACCUCGCCGAGAAUGGCCGCCCGAUGGGCCCCCUGCACGGCUUGCCUGUCAGUCUCAAGGACCAGUUCCACGUCAAGGGACUCGACACGACCAUGGGUUACGUCGGAUGGAUCGGUGGCAACCUCGGUUCCAAGGACCCGAGCGAGGCUCAUAAGCUAGAGAGUCUGCUCGUCACGGACCUUCUUGCUCUCGGAGCGGUCCUGUACUGCAAGACAAGUGUGCCUCAAACCCUGAUGAUCGGGGAGACCGUGAACAAUAUCCUCGGCCAGACAUUCAACCCCCACAAUCGACUGCUCUCUUCGGGAGGGUCUUCAGGUGGCGAGGGUGCCUUGAUGGCUCUCCGGGGGAGCACCAUCGGGCUCGGCACCGAUAUAGGUGGAUCCGUCCGCAUUCCGGCCGCCUUCUCUGGCAUAUUCUCCCUGAAGCCUACUCCGGAGAGGGUCUCCUAUCGCGGGAUGGCCAAUACUAACCCCGGACAGAACACGUAUCGGUCGACGGUCGGGCCCAUGGGCACCUCCAUCGAGGGUGUUGAGCUAAUGUUUAGGUCCCUGUUGACUACCGAACCGUGGCUCCGCGACCCGUCAGUCGUCCCCAUCCCCUUUCGACAGGACGUCAUGGACAGCUACUUGUCGAGAGCUGACAAGAACGGCACCGCAACGGACCGACCACUCAAAAUAGGUGUCUUGUGGACCAACAAUAUUGUCCAGCCCCACCCCCCGGUAUCGAGAGGUAUCAAGAUGCUAGUUGAUGCCAUCAGGAAGGCCGGACACAAGGUUGUCGACUGGAAUCCACCAAAUCAUGGACCCGCCUAUGAUACCCAUCUGUGGUUCAUCGGAGCGGAUGGCGGUGAUGACGUGCAUUCCCACCUCGCCCGGUCGGGAGAGCCCGUGAUACCGAUCGUUGCCCACGCGUAUGCCGUCCGCAGGGAAGCAGAGCCCUUGUUGGAGUACCAGAAGCGCACAGUGCAAGGCCUCGAGUAUGAAGCAGGGUAUUCUGAUUACUGGAACUCGACGGCUGAAGACGACGGACAAAUCGUCGACGCCGUCAUCAUGCCCGUCGCGGCCCACGCAGCUGUAAUCCCUGGGCAAUACUACGACAACCAUUAUGGAGAGGUGAUCAACCUGCUGAACUACAGCGCCGGCGUCAUCCCGAUCACCAAGGCCGAUAAAAAUGUCGACGUUCCGAACACGGCGUACCAGCCGAAGAGCAGCGUGGACAAGCUGAACUGGGAAUCUUACGACGCGGAGGUCUACGACGGCGCACCUGUUGGGCUGCAGAUUGUGGGGAGGAAGUUCGAAGAGGAAAAGAUCUUGGCUAUCAUGCAGAUCGUGUAUGCAGCUCUACAAAAAGCGUAAUCCACUCGGAUGAUGUAGAUGUGGAAUGUAAAGUAUCCACAGGCUCACAGCUUACAUGGUAUGGAUACCUCUAAAUGAUGCCCUGUUGGGAGUUGAACUUGGGGCAAGGAUGAUCAAUCUCGCUCUUCGGCUCGUUGCAAAGAAGUGCCUGGCUUGUUGCCGUUGUGCGAACUGGCCUGACCUGAGCUGACUCGCCAAGGGGUAACCCCAACUCGUUGACUUUGGUUGGGUUGAACUUUUGAAGACGCAGGAGUUGACGUGGUUGGCGAGUUUGACAAGCUUUUGUAGGCAGCAGGCGUGGUUGGGCGUCUGAUGACCAAAGUCGACAAAAGGGAUGAUUUUCAUAAAUCAUGCCAAGGUCCCAUUACCUGAUGCCAUUAAGUGCUAGCAUUCUUUUUACCAAGGAGCAUAGAACAAG
Phialemonium atrogriseum is the source of this 2119-nucleotide messenger RNA. Its product is annotated as Acetamidase. The transcript has 11 exons. The record is from RefSeq and is a predicted model, not a curated record. Lineage: Eukaryota; Fungi; Ascomycota; Sordariomycetes; Cephalothecales; Cephalothecaceae. Bases 4 to 1701 code for a protein of 565 amino acids.